Molecule: messenger RNA, 474 nt
Organism: Linderina pennispora
Lineage: Eukaryota; Fungi; Kickxellomycota; Kickxellomycetes; Kickxellales; Kickxellaceae
Exons: 2
Coding region: 1-468 (155 amino acids)
Source: RefSeq, a predicted model, not a curated record
AUGGCUAAGAUCUACUUAUCUCGGUCAAGCCACAUAUCAUCGUGGAACAAGAGCACGUCGCAUCUAUCGGCCAGCUUUUGUGGUUUCUUCAGAAUACAUCACGUAUAUAGCCAAUUCAGGGUCAUUGGCAACGAAAGUGGGAUACUGGCCGUGGUACAUAACCAAGGGCAUGAUGAGAAAGUCGAUUCAAUUGCUGAACUGCCCAAGGUCAUCCGCCAACUCAAGGUCGACAACACUGAAUUCAAUGCCGCAGUUGAGGGUGGAUAUCUUGCUAGACAUGAAACAACGACACCUGGCUGCGACCUAAAGUUCCGUUUGGUCAAUAUACAAAGGGAGCUGUCCGUGUUCAAGUUCAGGACAGACGACCAGUAUCUCCAAUCCCAGCAAAAGAUCCGUGGCCAAGGCAUUGGUUCAACAUGGACAUGGAAGGCAAUUUGGGCAAUUGCUAGGCCCCCCCAUAUCACUUAACUCUCU